Arabidopsis arenosa is the source of this 2352-nucleotide messenger RNA. The record is from the annotation of a GenBank genome assembly. Lineage: Eukaryota; Viridiplantae; Streptophyta; Magnoliopsida; Brassicales; Brassicaceae.
AUUUUCGUUUUCUAGGGUUUUUCAAAAUUUUGAUUACUGUGAAGAAGAAAUAACGAGAGGAGAGGGAAGAGUUAAAGAAAAAAACAAAACCCUAAAAAAAGAAGAAAAAAUUCCAAAAACCAAAAAAAGAAAAUGGCUCAGGUUCAAUCUCAAUCUCAAUCUCAAGGUCAAACUGUGAAUGGCUCUGUUCCUCCGGCUAUGGCUACUGGUUCUGGUGCAGCACCAGCGGCUCAGUUUGGUACUACAUCACUUUAUGUUGGAGAUCUGGAUCCAAACGUGACGGAUUCGCAGCUUUUUGAUGCGUUUAGCCAGAUGGGUCAAGUUGUAUCAGUUCGAGUUUGUAGAGAUUUAGCUACUCGGAGAUCUCUUGGUUAUGGUUAUGUCAAUUUCACCAGUCCUCAAGAUGCUGCAAGAGCGAUCCAGGAACUGAACUAUAUACCUCUUAAUGGGAAACCUGUUAGGGUUAUGUAUUCUCAUCGUGAUCCUAGUGUUCGUCGAAGUGGUGCUGGGAAUAUUUUUAUCAAGAAUUUGGACAAAUCCAUUGACCACAAAGCGUUGCAUGAUACGUUUUCUGUGUUCGGGAACAUUAUCUCGUGCAAGGUAGCUGUGGAUUCUUCAGGACAAUCAAAAGGCUAUGGGUUUGUGCAAUAUGAAACUGAAGAAUCUGCUCAGAAAGCUAUGAGUCAAUUGAACGGUAUGUUGCUAAAUGACAAGCAAGUGUAUGUUGGACCUUUCCUCAGGAGGCAAGAAAGAGAUUCUACUGGUAACAAAACAAUAUUCACCAACGUGUAUGUGAAGAAUCUUGCUGAAUCAACCACUGAUGAUGAUUUGAAGAACAUUUUUGGUGAGUUUGGUAAGAUAACAAGUGCUGUGGUGAUGAAAGAUGGAGAGGGGAAGCCAAAGGGUUUUGGGUUUGUUAACUUUGAAAAUGCUGAUGAUGCUGCUAAGGCUGUUGAGUCUCUCAAUGGAAAAACAUUUGAUGAUAAGGAAUGGUUUGUUGGUAGAGCUCAGAAGAAGUCUGAAAGGGAAAUGGAACUAAAGGUUCAGUAUGAGCAGAGUUUGAAGGAAGCUGCUGACAAGUUUCAAAGUUCUAACUUGUAUGUUAAGAAUUUAGAUGACAGUGUUUCUGAUGAGAAACUCAAAGAGCUCUUUACACCUUAUGGCACUGUUACGUCUUGCAAGGUGAUGCGGGAUCCUAAUGGCAUAAGCAGGGGCUCGGGUUUUGUAGCAUUUUCAACUCCUGAAGAAGCAACCAAAGCUAUGUCAGAGAUGAGUGGUAAAAUGAUUGAAAACAAACCUCUCUAUGUUGCUGUUGCCCAGAGAAAGGAGGAUAGAAGGGCCAGACUCCAGGCUCAGUUUUCCCAAAUGAGACCAGUUGCAAUGCCACCACCGGUUGGUCCUCGUAUGCCAAUUUAUCCCCCUGGUGGUCCCGGAAUUGGACAACCAAUGUUUUAUGGUCAGGCACCUCCUACUAUGAUUUCUUCACAGCCCGGGUUUGGCUACCAGCAGCAGCUAGUACCUGGAAUGAGACCUGGUGGAGCACCGAUGCACAACUUCUUCAUGCCAAUGGUUCAGCAGGGCCAGCAACGUCCUGGAGGGAGACGUCCUGGAGGGAUCCAGCAAUCUCAGCAGCAGCAAGUUCCCAUGAUGCAGCAGCAACAGCAGAUGCACCCAAGGGGUCGAAUGUUCCGCUAUCCUCAAGGCCGUGGUAGUGGUGGUCCCCCUGAUGUACCUGGAAUGCUUCCAUAUGAGAUGGGUAGUAAUAUGCCAUUGCGUGACCCUGUACUUUCUCAGCAUGUUCCUAUUGGAGCUUUGGCUUCAUCCCUUGCUAAUGCUGCUCCAGAACUCCAGCGGACGCUGCUGGGUGAGAAUUUGUAUCCGCUGGUGGAACAGCUAGAGGCAGAGUCUGCAGCUAAAGUGACUGGGAUGCUUCUGGAGAUGGAUCAGACUGAAGUGCUACAUCUCUUGGAGUCACCUGAAGCUCUCAAGGCUAAAGUAGCUGAGGCUAUGGACGUUCUCAGAAGUGUCGCUGCUGGUGGUACAGCCGAGCAGCUUGCCUCCUUGAACCUGAACGACAAUCUUGUUUCUUAAGUUAUAUUGUCUUUCUGUUCGAUUUGAAAAUACAUUUUUCGAAGUGUGGCUUUGUCUGUUCCAUACACAGUUGGUGACCUCGCAGAGUUUCUUGUUUCUUUCCUUUUCUGUAGGAGUUCUUUGACAUGGUUUGUGCUUCUCCUCCACCCCCAAACUUAUUUUGUUUUGUUUGAAACUUGAUUUGAUAUUUUUAAUUUUGGUUUCUUAUUUACCAAAUUUCAGAUCAAAUGUGAUCAAAAGAAGUAAAUUAAGACGUCAAAC